Messenger RNA from Fonsecaea erecta, 1644 nucleotides. RefSeq lists its product as hypothetical. Gene Ontology annotation, molecular function: NADP binding; flavin adenine dinucleotide binding; N,N-dimethylaniline monooxygenase activity. The record is from RefSeq and is a predicted model, not a curated record. The transcript has a single exon. Lineage: Eukaryota; Fungi; Ascomycota; Eurotiomycetes; Chaetothyriales; Herpotrichiellaceae. The coding region runs from base 1 to 1644 and encodes 547 amino acids.
AUGCCUUCACGACGCACAGCAGAGCCACGCCUCAUCGUCAUCGGUUGCGGGGUCGCUGGUAUUGCCCUCGCCGCACGGCUCAGAUCACAGCUGAGAUAUGACAAUUUUGUGGUUUACGAGAGGGAGAGAUCUAUCGGCGGGACAUGGUACCUCAACACAUAUCCUGGCGUUGGCUGUGAUGUCGACUCCCACCUCUACUCCUUCUCCUUCAACUUGAACCCCAACUGGUCGAAGCGGUUCGCCGAGCAAGCCGAGAUCCUUCAAUAUCUGCAAGACACGGUCGACAAGUUUGGCAUCAGACCCCAUGUACGGCUUGGGGUAGAGGUGGUCGAGGCAGCGUGGAUCGAAGAGAAGUCGGUUUGGCGCGUGACUCUGCGCGACCUCGACGACAACCAUGUCUUCCACAGAGAAGCAGAGAUGCUGGUAUCCUGCGUGGGCACAAUAUCCAUACCCAAAGACUGCAACAUCCCUGGCCACGAGAACUUCAGAGGUGACAUGUGGCACUCGGCGCGCUGGAACCACAAUGUCUCUCUUACGGGCAAGCGCGUCGCUGUCGUCGGCAACGGCUGCUCCGCCGCUCAACUGGUCCCGUACGUGGUCAAGGAAGCCGCACAGGUCUACCAGUUCCAACGGUCACCCCAAUGGAUCAACGAAAGACCCAAUCGCAGCUUCACCGAUUUUCAGAAGUGGUGUUUCCGAUAUAUACCUCUCUGGAACCGCAUUUACCGCUUCUACCUGUGGAAGAACACCGAUGCCCUUCACAAUCUGUACCAAUCCGAGACGGCCCGGUCGGUGCGUAACCGCGCAGCAGCCACUGAACAUGCGAAGGCAUACAUGAUGGCGACGGCGCCCAAGAAGUACCACGACCUGCUCAUUCCCCAGUUCCCGCUUGGCUGUAAACGACGGAUCUUCGACCCCGGCUACCUGGAGAGCCUCCACAGCCCGAACAUCGAACUGACAGCGGAGCCCAUUCUGGAAAUCACCGAGACAGGUAUCCGCACGCCGCGACGAAGCAUCGAGGUCGACGCCAUCAUUCUCAGCACGGGCUUCAAGAUUCAAGAAUUCCUGUCGCCCAUCACGGUCAAGGGCGUCGACGGCAUCAGUCUAAACGAGCACUGGAAAGACACACGCGGCGCACAGGCCUACAAAGCUACAUUCGUGACGGGUUUCCCCAACUUCGGGAUCGUGUUCGGGCCCAACGCCUUCCCCGCGCACAACUCGGUCAUCUACACCAACGAGGUGCAGGUCGAGUACAUCCUCAAAACUAUGGUGAAACCGAUGCUGCACGGCGACUUCCAGGUCAUCGACGUCAAGGAGGCCGCCGAGCACCGCGACGCCAACGUGGUCCAGGCCCGCCUGCGCUCCAUGGUCUGGAACGCCGGCUGUAGCAACUGGAACCUCGACGCCGCGGGCCGCAACACCACCAACUACCCCGACGAGACCUGGAAGUUCUGGUACCAGCUGUACUGGCCCGUCUGGAAGGACUUUAACCUCUACGGCGGGAAGGGGACGCACCCGUUGCACCCGGCGUGGAAGGUGGCCGCGGCGCUGGCGAGCAUGGGCAUUUUGGGAACGGUGCUGCUCAAGCGGAGUUUCCACAUCCUGGCCCCCAUGAUGGACGUGUUGAAGCAUAAAGUCCGGUAA